Messenger RNA from Anopheles cruzii, 2003 nucleotides. It is a transcript of the gene waw, whose product is annotated as translation factor GUF1 homolog, mitochondrial. The transcript has 3 exons. Lineage: Eukaryota; Metazoa; Arthropoda; Insecta; Diptera; Culicidae. The coding region runs from base 54 to 2003 and encodes 649 amino acids. Gene Ontology annotation, molecular function: mitochondrial ribosome binding; GTPase activity; GTP binding. Gene Ontology annotation, biological process: positive regulation of translation. The record is from RefSeq and is a predicted model, not a curated record. Gene Ontology annotation, cellular component: mitochondrion.
UUUUCGCAACAAGGCCGCCCUCCCGUUUUAGAUAGGUUUAGCAUGCCGUAACCAUGGUUUGGUGCCAUUUAUCACAUUUACGCCACUUUCUGCGAGUUUCCUGCCACCGGACAGCAUUCGUAAACACAACGAACCAUUUGCACUCCUCACCAUGCUGCCGGACGGAUGAUAUCGAGUACGAUCAGAUACCGGUGAGCAGGAUACGCAACUUUAGCAUCAUCGCGCACGUGGACCAUGGUAAAAGUACUCUCGCCGAUCGGUUGCUAGAAAUUACCGGCACCAUUGCAAAGCACGCCGGAAACCGGCAGGUGCUGGAUAGUUUGCAGGUCGAGAAGGAGCGAGGCAUCACCGUGAAAGCACAGACCGCCUCGUUGCUCUAUCAGCACGCCGGCGAGCGCUACCUGCUUAACCUGAUCGACACGCCGGGUCACGUGGACUUUUCCAACGAAGUAUCGCGCUCGCUGGCAGCUUGUAACGGUGUGGUGCUGCUGGUUGACGCCAAUCAGGGCGUUCAGGCACAAACCGUGGCCAAUUAUCACCUGGCGCGCUCAAAGCAUCUGACCAUCGUGCCGGUGCUGAACAAGAUAGAUCUAAAAAAUGCACGCCCAGAAGCGGUCUGCAACGAGUUGUUCACACUGUUCGAUAUCAAUCCCGACGAGGUACUAAAAGUAUCGGCCAAACUCGGAACCGGCUGCGAUGAGGUUUUGCGUAGCGUCAUAGAACGCUUCCCUGCGCCGGACGCGAACCGUGCGGCCCCCUUUCGGGCUCUGAUUUUCGAUAGCUGGUUCGACAAGUAUCGCGGGGCGUUGAAUCUGGUGUACAUAAGGGACGGUGAGAUCCGACCGGGACAGGAGAUUACGUCUUGCCACACGGGCAAAGCGUACGAAGUGAAAAGCUUGGGCCUUUUGCAACCGGAUGAGCGAAAAGUGGACCGCUUGGUGGCCGGUCAAGUUGGGCUGCUGGGCUGCAACAUGCGCACCAGCAGUGAGUCCCAGAUCGGUGAUACGUUCUUCCUAAAGCAGCACAAAACAUGCAUCCCCCUGCUGGGCUUCAAGCCGCUACGGCCGAUGGUCUUUGCCGGUGUUUAUCCUGCCGAUCAGGCCCAGCAUCUGGCACUGAAGAGUGCGAUUGAGAAGCUUGUACUGAACGAUUCCGCCGUCACUGUUACGCCCGACUCCAGUCCGGCACUUGGGCAGGGUUGGCGGCUAGGCUUUCUCGGGCUGCUGCACCUGGACGUGUUCAAUCAGCGAUUGCAGCAAGAGUACGACGCGGAACCCAUCGUCACGGCACCCUCCGUGACGUACAAGAUUAAACUCGCCGGGUCGAAAGCGAUCGCCGCCCACGGGGGGAAUGAGAUCGUCUAUAUCAGCAAUCCGGUCCAGCUGCCGGAUCGAACGAUCGUUGAGGAGUAUUAUGAACCGUACGUACUUGGCACGAUCAUUGCCCCAACCGCGUGCAUCGGACCGAUCAUUGGGCUGUGCGUCGAACGUCGGGCGGUGCAGAAAAAGUCACUCAACAUUGACAACGAGCGCAUAAUGACCACCUACCUGAUGCCGCUCAACGAAAUUGUGCUGGAUUUUCACGAUCACCUCAAAUCGAUCAGCUCCGGUUACGCAAGUUUCGACUACGAGGAGCACGGCUAUGUGGCUACCAGCAUCGUACGGAUGGAUGUACUGUUGAAUGGCCAGCUAGUGGAAGAGCUGUGCACCAUUGUGCAUACCAGCAAGGCUCAACAGCAUGCCCGCGAGCUGGUGGUCAAGCUGCGCGACCUUAUUCCAAGACAAAUGGUGCAGAUCGCGAUCCAGGCGGUGGUCGGUGGGAAAGUGCUGGGGCGCGAAACGAUCAAAGCAUACCGAAAGGAUGUGACAUCAAAAUUGUACGGUGGCGACGUUACGAGGCGUAUGAAAUUGCUGAAGCAACAAUCGGAGGGCAAGAAAAAGAUGAGAGCAAUCGCUAACAUCAACGUACCGCGGGAUACAUUCAUAAAAGUACUAAAACGGUAG